AUGUUCAAACGAGGGGACCUCAGUGAGGGGAAGCAUUGUAGCCUAGAUAGCGUUGGCACGUAUGAGGAGAGAAGCUGCACGUCGAGUGAAGCAGCGGUUAAGGAUGCUCAGUUGGUAGGUGCAAGUGGGAGUGAAGACCAACGAGAGGGUCGCAAUUGCGUAUUGAGUAUUAGUCCUAUGGACAGUAAUUUAGGGUUAGGGUUGUUCAGGGCCCAGAAUGGUGUUGAAGAGAAUGGCGGAAGGUGGAAUAACUACGGAGAUGGGGAUGACCAUUUGGCCUACACAAGUCAGCCUAGGUCUAGCUUUAUCAACAAGGAUAGCAUAUUGCGUUAUAAUGGCAUUAGCAUUUCUGGGAAGGUCGAAAAAAUGACGGAUGGUCGGACCAAUGCAGGGGUACUAAACCGUCUUAGUGAAGAGUCGUGUUUGGGGAAGGCCCGCCAAGACAUCUCGGAGAGCUGCUCCACGGAGGCACCCCCCGCUUGUGCUAUCUGUAGGGAGGCGAAAAGGGGUGCAGUCAAUGGAGUGCGGAGGAAGGUGAUCAAAAGGGUGGAGAAGAAGGACCACCAGGGGAGCGGCGGUGAUGGGGGCAGGAGUGACACCAAUAGGGGGGACACCAAUCGGGGUGACCCCCCCCC
Plasmodium cynomolgi strain B is the source of this 635-nucleotide messenger RNA. RefSeq names its product GTP cyclohydrolase I. Lineage: Eukaryota; Apicomplexa; Aconoidasida; Haemosporida; Plasmodiidae. The record is from RefSeq and is a predicted model, not a curated record. The annotation marks the transcript as partial. The transcript has a single exon.